Papaver somniferum (opium poppy) is the source of this 2737-nucleotide messenger RNA. RefSeq names its product protein SDA1 homolog. NCBI's taxonomy places the organism in Eukaryota, Viridiplantae, Streptophyta, Magnoliopsida, Ranunculales, Papaveraceae. The record is from RefSeq and is a predicted model, not a curated record. The transcript has 15 exons. Gene Ontology annotation, biological process: ribosomal large subunit biogenesis; ribosomal large subunit export from nucleus. Gene Ontology annotation, cellular component: nucleolus. Bases 146 to 2539 code for a protein of 797 amino acids.
AAAAAAAGCCUAGCACCAAUUAAACGAAACCUACAUAUUCUCCCUCUUUAUCACUCACCGCAGAUAAACCCUAAUAAUCUGGGGUUUCUUCUUUCUUCAACUCAGAUAUUUUGAAGAAGAAGAAACAAAUCAUAUCAAAUCAACAAUGGCUUGUCACAGUAUCCCAGAUUUAAAACCGGAAUGGUUGGGAGCAUCAGGAAAAACAGCAGAGAAAAUGAAUCUAUUAACACUCCAGCACAAGAUGAAGAUUGACCCAGAAGGAUAUGAAACUGAAUUAGCUCUUUUAUAUAAACAUUUUGAUUCAUUACUUUUUUUAUUUCAGCAACAAUCAGCUUUAAGUUUCUCAUCUAUUAACGGUGAUCCUACUGUUAGUAAAGAUCUUGGUGAUAUGGCUAUGUUUUUAGCUCAUGUUACUCCUUAUUAUCCAACUCAGUUAUCUGAUUAUCCGUGUAAAUUAGCUGAUUUGUUACGUUCGUCUGCAAAGUCUUUGCCGUCGUCUCUGAGAUGCCAUCUUACUAAAGCCUUGAUUUUGUUAAUUAAUAGAAACUUUGUUGAUAUUGGAGAGACACUUGGGUUAUUUAUGGAGCUUCAAACUUUAGGAGAUAGGACUUUAAGGAAAGAUGCAUUCUCGCAUGUGAUUCAUAGUAUUCGACGGAUGAAUCAGAAGCAUAAGAAUGAAACUCAGAAUCGACCACUUCAGAAUAUUUUGUUUACAAUGCUACAGGAAGAGGAUGAAGCAAAAGCUAAGAGGGCUCUGAUUGUACUUUGUGAUCUUCACAGAAGAAGAGUUUGGUUUGAUGAAAGAACAGCAAAUGCAAUCUGUACAGCUUGUUUUCAUCCAUCAUCCAAGAUCAUGAAUGCUGCUUUGUCGUUCCUUCUUGGUUUUGAAAAAAUUGAAGAGGCAGAUGAUAGUGACGUCGAUAGCAGUGAAGAUGAGAAAAAUCCCCAGGUUGUUCUUCAGAGGGAGGAUGUCUAUAAGGCACAUCACAAAGGUACACUUGCUAGCAAGAAAAAAAAGCAAGCAAAGCUGCAACGUGCUAUUCGCAGCAUGAAAAGGCAGCAACGUGCUAACUCAGAGAAGGAUACACCGAAUUACUAUUCACCACUUAACCAUUUAAUUGAUGCGCAGGGGUUCGCUGAGAAGCUAUUCUCCCGUCUCCAGACUUGUAAUGAACGGUUUGAGGUGUCUAUUCUCACUUUCCACAUAUACCUUGAAGUCUAUAUCUUUUGUCUUCAGGUUAAGAUGAUGAUAUUAAAAGUAAUUGCGCGGACUGUUGGACUUCAUCGCUUGAUUCUGUUGAACUUCUAUCCCUUUCUUCAGAAAUAUGUCCAGCCUCAUCAACGUGAUAUUACUGAGUUGCUUGCUUCAGCAGUUCAGGCUUGCCAUGAUAUGGUUCCUCCUGAUGCGGUUGAACCAUUGUUUAGACAAGUGGUUAACCAGUUUGUGCAUGAUAAGUCUCGAACAGAGGCAAUUGCUGUUGGACUGAAUGUUGUAAGGGAAAUCUGUCUCCGUAUUCCCCUGUUAAUGACAGAAGAUUUGCUGCAAGAUCUGGUCCUAUAUAGGAAGUCACAUGAGAAAGCUAUAUCUACAGCUGCUCGUUCAUUGAUCACUUUAUUCAGAGAGGUAUGCCCUUCAUUGCUGGUUAAGAAGGACCGUGGUCGCCCCACUAACCCCAAGGCACGGCCGAAGGCUUUUGGAGAAGUGAAUAUUGCUAGUAAUGUGUCUGGUCUUGAGCUAUUACAAAAUGAUGAUGGUGAGGAUGAAGAAAAUGAUGGUGGUGAUUCAGAUUCAAGUAUGUUUGACAAUGACGAGGAAGAGGCUACUGAGAUAACGGACAAUGCACAUGCUCAGCUCAGCGAUGAAGAUGAAACCGAAGAAAGUGAUGCAGGUCUAGAUGGUGAUAAUGAAAGUGGUCAGAGUGAGGAAGAAGAAUCUGAUAGUGAGGACGGGGAUGGCGAUGAGGAUGAAGAGCAGGAGUACAACAAACGUAAAAGGAAGCUCAGUGACUAUGCUGGGGAGUUGAAUGCUGAUACAAGUCUCCGUGCCCUUAAGAGGAUAGCAGAAUCGACUAGGGAAUUUGAAUCAUCAGUUUUGGCCGAUGGUAUCUUAUCAAAUGAAGAUUUUAAACGGAUCAAGGAGUUGAAGGCAAAGGAAGGAGCAAAGCUUGCUUUAGGUCAACAUGGGCUGUUAAGGAAGGGCCCAGAAGCAAAGUCACCUGCAUUUAAGGUUCCCAGUUCCGAGGAAUUAAGUCUUAAGCGAGUGAAUCCAUCAGUGCUCGAGAUUAACAUAAGAAGGAAGAUGACCAAAGAAGAGAGGCUGGAAUUAGUUAAAGCUGGAAGGGAAGAUAGAGGAAAGUAUCAGGCCCGAGCUGCCAUAAAACAGAAAAAGACCGGUGGUACCAGCAACAAGCAAAAGGAGCACAAGAAGAAUAUGCCUAUGGUUGCAAAAAGAGCUAAAAUUGUACGAUCUCGACAAGAAAGAAAGAGAUUAAACCGAAUUGCUGGCAAACAGUUCAGGGGUAAGAAAGCAUGGAAGUAGGCCUGAUGUAAUGCUGUAAAAGAAAUCCUUAUUUGUUUCCCCAUUAAUUUUGGUUAUGUUAUCGAUCUUAUAUUUGGUUAUGUUAUAAGCUUGCCUAAGUAUUUAUUUUUUACUUUUUAAAAAUGAAUGAAGAUUAAUAGGAAAGAUAUUAAAUAGAUUUGUUUCUUUAUAUAUGUAGAUGCUAUUUAGGAUUUUGAA